AUGGCGCUUCUGGGAAAAAGAAAACGGAUUAGUCAUGUUUUAACAAAUUCACAGUCGCAAAACACUGAUGUAUCUGUGCCUAGUGCUUCACAACAAGACUUAACAGCACAGGAAGAUGGUUUGAGAGGUCGUUUUGUGGAAGGAUCUAUUGUUCGCAUUACAAUGCAAAACUUCCUGACCUAUGACCAUUCUGAGGUUUUUCCUGGACCCAACCUGAACAUGAUUGUUGGAGCCAAUGGAACUGGCAAGUCCAGUAUAGUCUGUGCUAUCUGUUUAGGCUUAGCUGGGAAGACAGCGAUUCUAGGAAGAGGCGAUAAGAUCGGUCUGUAUGUGAAACGAGGGUGCAGUAAAGGCUCUGUUGAAAUUGAGCUAUACAAGAUUGGGGGAAACCUAGUCAUCAAUAGAGAGAUCUUUGUAGAAAACAACCAGUCUGUCUGGAUGCUCAAUGGGAGACACUCUAGCCAGAAGGCCGUGGAAGAGGAGGUGAAAGCUCUUCACAUCCAAGUGGGGAACUUGUGCCAGUUUCUGCCACAGGAGAAGGUGGGUGAGUUUGCCAAGAUGAGUAAAAUCGAGCUGUUGGAGGCCACUGAGAAGUCUGUGGGGCCACCAGAGAUGUACGAGUUUCACUGCGAGCUCAAGACAUUUCGUAACAAAGAGAGAGAGCUGGAGAAUGUAUGCAAGGAGAAGGCCAAUUUCCUGGAGAAGGCUCGACAGAGAAAUGAGAGGAACAAACUUGAAGUGGAGCGUUACUAUAUGAAGAAGAGACACCUGGACAUGAUCAAAAUGCUGGAGAAGAAGAAGCCCUGGGUGGAGUAUGAGACUGCCCGUAGGCAACUGGAGGAAGUGAAAAAAGACAGGGAGGAAAAGAAGAAGGCCUUGAAGUCUCUGAAAGAGGCCCAGGCUCCCAUGCUCAGAAAGAUCCAGUCCAUAGAGAACCAGCUGCAGCCCAUUGAGAGCCAGAUGAAAGAGAAGACUGCUGGCAUCAGAGAGGCGUCACUGAAAUGUAAACAGAAGCAAGAACAACUGGAUCGAAAGUAUAAGGAGAUUGAAGACAUCAAGCAGGACCUGAGACUGAAGGAGACAGAGGAGGCGGACCGGCAGAAGAGGAUCGAGAACACGCGUCGGAUGAUAGAGGACCUCCAGACGGAACUGGCCAAAAUGGGUAGCCAGGAGGACGUAACUCCUCGCAUCGAGGCUGUGAACUCGCAGCUGAGGAACAUCCAGGAGGACAAAUCCAAGGUGGAUAGCGAGCGCUCCGACCUGCGUAGGGACAAAGACGAGGCCAUGGGAGAGCGUGCACGUUUACAGAAUAGACUGAGGAGUCUGGAGGACAUAAUGAACAGGAAGGAGGAGAAGCUGCGAAGCCGUUUCCGUGACACCUACACAGCCCUGCAGUGGCUGAGGAAGAACCUGAAUCUCUUUGAGGGAAAUGUGUUUGAGCCUAUGAUGCUAGUAAUCAAUGUCCGUGACCCACGACAUGCCAAGUACAUUGAGAGCCACGUCCCUGUCAAUGACCUGCGAGCCUUUGUUUUCCAGAAGCAGCAAGACAUGGAAAAGUUUAUGACAGAGGUUCGAGAUUCUCAGAACCUCAGAGUGAAUGCAGUCAUUGCUCCUGCUGAGUCAUGCGCUGCCCGCCCUCCAUCGCGAUCCAUCGACACCCUAAAACGCUAUGGGUUCUUCUCCUACCUGCGCGAGCUGUUUGACGCACCUGAUGAAGUCAUGAGCUAUCUGUGUCACCAGUACAAAGUGAAUGACGUCCCUGUGGGAACAGACAAAACUAAAAGCAUGAUUGAGACAGUCAUCAGAGAAUCCCAGCUGAGGAUGCUCUACACAGCUGAUGAGAAGUACACCGUGAAGAAAUCAUCCUAUUCCAACAAGACCAUCUCCAGUAACUCAGCCCUGCGCCCCUCCCAGUUCCUAAACAUGGCCAUAGACGCAGAGGAGAGGCGGCAGCUAGAGGAGCACCUAAAGGCUGCUGAAAGACAGGUCCAGAAAAUUGAUGCUCAGAUGAAUGCAAUACAGGAGCAGCAAACCAAACUCGAUCGCCGUGACAACGAGCUACGUGCUCAGAAGAAACAGCUGUCUGAGCUCAAAGGCAAGAAGAGACAGCUGGAGCAGAAGAUAAGCACAAAACAGGAUAGUUUGAGGCAGAUGGAGCAGAGUGGAAUUGAUCUGAAGAAAGUUGAGGAGGAAACCACGGCUAAAAUUUCAGCUGUGAACCAACAAAAAGUGGCUAUUGUGGCAGAGUUUCUGGAGCAUAUGAAGAUGAGAGCAAGACUGAAUAUGGAGAAGGUGUACAUGGCACUGGAGACAGUGGGCCUCACUGCAGAGAGGACCAAACUGGAAACAGAGUGCCGGGAGAGCACACACGAGCACAGGAACUUAGAGAAAGCAUUUGCUGAAUUGGAUCAGAGGAAGACCAACCUAUUAAACACAUGUAAAAGCUUGAUGAGGAAAGCAAGUGAGAUCUGCAACAUGAACCCAGGAGAGACCGCUGUACCCCCAGAGCUGCAUACGGCAUUCAGCGAACUACCAGACACUCUGGAUGAGAUUGAUGCCAUGCUGAAUGAGGAGAGGACCAGAGCAGAGUGUUUCACUGGCCUCAGUGAUACGGUAGUAGAGGAGUAUAACCGAAGGGAGCAGGAGAUCAAGAAUAUGGAGAAGGAGUAUGACGAAAAGAUGAAUGCUCUCCACACUUACAGACAGAACAUAUCAGAGGCUAAGGAGCGCUGGCUGAACCCUCUGAAGCAGCUGGUGGAACAGAUCAAUGAGAAGUUCAGCGAUUUCUUCCGCUCCAUGCAGUGUGCCGGCGAAGUAGACCUACACUCUGAAAACGAAGAGGAAUAUGACAAGUAUGGGAUCCGUAUCCGGGUAAAGUUCCGCAGCAGCACCCAGCUGCAUGAGCUCACUCCUCACCACCAAAGUGGAGGAGAGCGCAGCGUGUCCACAAUGCUCUACCUCAUGGCCCUGCAGGAGCUCAACCGCUGCCCCUUCAGAGUGGUAGAUGAGAUCAACCAGGGUAUGGAUCCAGUGAACGAGAGAAGAGUGUUUGACAUAGUGGUCAGGACUGCCUGCAAAGGAAGCACCUCUCAGUACUUCUUUAUCACACCUAAGCUCUUACAGAACCUGCAGUAUGCUGAUGAAAUGACUGUGCUAUGUGUGCACAAUGGGCCUUACAUGCUGCCGCCUCAUAAGUGGAAUGAGAAGGCUUUUAUCAGACGCAUCAGACGCCAGUCAAACCAGUGA
Molecule: messenger RNA, 3246 nt
Organism: Chanos chanos (milkfish)
Lineage: Eukaryota; Metazoa; Chordata; Actinopteri; Gonorynchiformes; Chanidae
Gene: smc5
Product: structural maintenance of chromosomes 5
Exons: 24
Coding region: 1-3246 (1081 amino acids)
Biological process (GO): double-strand break repair via homologous recombination
Cellular component (GO): Smc5-Smc6 complex; nucleus
Molecular function (GO): single-stranded DNA binding
Source: RefSeq, a predicted model, not a curated record